Xyrauchen texanus (razorback sucker) is the source of this 4255-nucleotide messenger RNA. RefSeq lists its product as uncharacterized. The record is from RefSeq and is a predicted model, not a curated record. The transcript has 31 exons. NCBI's taxonomy places the organism in Eukaryota, Metazoa, Chordata, Actinopteri, Cypriniformes, Catostomidae. Gene Ontology annotation, cellular component: nucleus. Gene Ontology annotation, biological process: regulation of innate immune response; dGTP catabolic process; defense response to virus. Gene Ontology annotation, molecular function: dGTPase activity. Bases 41 to 3910 code for a protein of 1289 amino acids.
CUACAGACAAAAAGACAACUACAGAUCAUUGAAAAAGAAGAUGUCUGAAUCAGAUGAAACCAGAAGAGCCGUCUCCACACGAAAGAAACGCACUCAUGACCAGACAACAAAUGAAACAUUUGAUGAACUUGUUCAAACAUUAAGAGGGUUUUCUGAUCAAAGUGAUGAGAAAAGAAAGAAGAUCAAAGGAGAUCUGCUAAACCUCAAAGAGAAAUAUGUCUUGAAUCUUCCAGAAGAAAAGAAGAUUUUCAAUGACCCCAUUCAUGGUCAAAUUGAGCUUCAUCCUCUGCUGGUGAAGAUCAUCGAUACUCGUCAGUUUCAGAGACUCCGUCAUAUUAAACAACUGGGAGCAAAAUAUCUGGUCUUCCCUGGUGCCACUCACACUCGCUUCGAACACUCACUUGGGGUGGCGUAUUUAGCAGGAUGUCUGGUGAAAAGUCUACAAGAGAAACAGCCAGAGCUCAACAUCACCAAUCGAGACAGCCUGUGUGUCCAAAUUGCUGCUCUGUGCCAUGAUUUAGGUCACGGUCCGUUCUCUCAUUUGUUUGAUGGCAUGUUCAUCCCUCAAGCCCGUCCUGGUAAGUGCCUUUCUUACUUAACUGAUGUCAGUGUUCGUGGUUACGAGUGGAAGCAUGAGGAGGCGUCGAUUCAGAUGUUUCAGCACAUGGUUGAUCAGAAUGGACUGAGAGAAGUGAUGGGAAACUAUGGAUUGAAUCCAGAGGAGGAUCUUCCCUUUAUUGAGAAAUUAAUUCAGGGAGUCAAAACUCUAGAUCAGAAAUCUUUCCUGUAUGAGAUUGUGGCAAAUAAACGGAAUGGCAUUGAUGUGGACAAAUGGGACUAUUUUGUGAGAGACUGUCACUACCUCGGCAUUCCAAACAAUUUUGAUCUUCAGCGUCUGCUGAAAUCUGCACGAGUGUGUGAGGUGGAAAUAGGAGGGAAGAAAGAACAAUCUAUCUGCUUCAGGGACAAGGUGGCAGAUACAAUUUACGACAUGUUUUACACCCGAUACACUCUGCACCGCCGGGCCCUCCAGCACAAGACCGGCUACAUCAUUGAUGUCAUGAUCACUGAAGCCCUCAUAGAGGCUGAUGGCAAGCUGAGACCCGAAUGCACAAUCUCAGAAUCCAUAGAUGAUAUGGCACACUACACUGAAUUCACAGAUGGCAUCUUUGAAGAGAUCCUGAACUACUCUGACCCUGUCAGACAAAAGAACAUGGAACAGGCUCAACGCAUCCUAAAGAAAAUUGUCUGCAGAGAACUGCCAAAGUUUGUGGGAGAUGCCCGUCUGAAGCGAGAAUUAACAGAACAAUUAAAGGAAGAUUUAGAGAAAAGGUUAAAGGAAAUCAAGUGCGGAGGAAACGGACUGACUGCUGAGGACUUUGGUGUUUAUGUGGUUGAAAUGGGAUUCGCUGCAGUGGGCAAAAGCCCCAUUGAUCAUGUGUAUUUCUAUAACAAGAGUGACCUCAACAAAUCCUUCAAAAUUGAGAAGAUGUCCACUCUCAUACCAGAGAAGAUUCAUGAAUGGCUUGUCAGAGUUUACUGCAAAAAUACUGACCAGACAGUCCAGCAGGAAGCAGAGAAAUGUUUUCAUGACUGGUGCAAAAACAAUCGAUACAUUGACUGUUCCAAAAGUGAACACUCAGACCCUGAGCCAUCGGAAACUCUACAAGGAAAAAUCAAGAUUUUCAAUGACCCCAUUCAUGGUCAUAUUAAGCUGCAUCCUCUUCUGGUGAAGAUCAUCGAUACUCGUCAGUUUCAGAGACUCCGUCAUAUUAAACAACUGGGAGGGAACUAUUUGGUGUACCCUGGUGCCACUCACACUCGCUUUGAACACUCACUUGGGAUGGCACACUUGGCACGCUGUCUCGUCGAGGUUCUACAAGAGAACCGAAAUGAACUCAGUACAGAACAAAAGGAACUCAGUACAGAACAAGAAGAACUCAGUACAGAACAAGAAGAACUCAGUACAGAACAAGAAGAACUCAGUACAGAACAAGAAGAACUCAGUACAGAACAAGAAGAACUCAGUACAGAACGAGAGGAACUCAGUACAGAACAAGAAGAACUCAGUACAGAACAAGAAGAACUCAGUACAGAACAAGAAGAACUCAGUACAGAGCAAGAGGAACUCAUUACACCUGAAGAGAGCCUGUGUGUCCAAAUUGCUGCUCUGUGCUAUAAUUUAGGUCAUGGUCCAUUCUCUUAUUUGUUUGAGAGAUUCAUCGGUAAAGUCAAAAACGAUGAUGAAAUGUUUAAGCAUGAAGAGCUCGCAGUUAAGAUGCUUCAGCACAUGAUCGAUGAUGAGAGCAAUAAUCUUAAAGCAGAGAUGGCAAAAUACAGAUUGAAUCCAGAUGAACACUUUUCCUUUAUUAAAAACUUAAUUAAGGGGAAUGAUGCUUCAGUGGAGGAGCGUUCACAGAGACUUCAAGACAAGCCUUUCCUGUCCGAAAUUGUGGUAAAUAAAAAGAAUGGCAUUGAUGUGCGCAGAUGGGACUAUUUUGCACGAGACUGUCAUUACCUCGGCAUUUCAAACAGCUUUGACCAUCAACGUCUGCUAACGUCUGCACGACUGUGUGAGUGUGAUGAUGGCAAAAUGCACAUCUGCUUCAGGGACAAGGUGGCAGAUGAUAUUCACAACAUGUUUCUCACCCGAUACACUCUGUAUCGCCAGGCCUACAAACACAAGAUCUGCUACAUCAUUGAAGAGAAGAUCACAGAAGUCCUAGAAGCAGCUGAUGAAGCACUGAGAAUCUCUACUGCUGUAAUCAGGAUGGAAGACUACACCAAACUCACAGAUCACAUCUUUGAGAAGAUCUUGUACUCAAAAGAUGAAAACCUGAAAAUGGCCCGAACGAAACUUCUGGACAUUGUCGAGAGACGCCUGCCAAAGUUUGUGGCAGAAGCUAGACUGCCAGAAACUGAAAAUCAAGACAAAAAGGCAUUGAAGAAAACACUUCAGGAUAACUGGAUGACAGCAAUACACAACUGGAAAGAAGUGAACUCAGACUCGUCUCUGAAUGCCGGGGAUUUUUUGGUUCAUGUGGUUGACCUGGAUUAUGGCAUGAAGGGUAAAAACUUCAAAGACAACGUCUAUUUUUACACCAAGAGGAACCCCAUGAGGGCCACCAAGAUUCAGCCGUAUCAGGUAUCCAGUAUACUUCCAGACAAGUUUUCUCAAGUGCUUGUCAGAAUUUACUAUGAAAAAUCUAAUAACCAGGGUGAAGCACAGGCACAGGAUGCGGCACAGGCGGUGGCUGAAGCACAGGCACAGGAUGCGGCACAGGCGGUGGCUGAAGCACAGGCACAGGAUGAAGCACAGGCGGUGGAUGCGGCACAGGAAAAGGAGAUAUUGAAGGAAGCCAAGAAGUGCUUUCGUCAGUGGAGCAAAGUCAAAUUUGGACUCCCUCCCCUGAUCAUUUUCUAUGAGGAUGAGAGCUUUCAGGGUGAGUUUUACAGGAGUGGCAAAGACUGUUCAGAUUUGCGUACCUCCCUGCAAUGCUGCAAUUCCAUUCGUGUGGAGGGUGGUGGGACCUGGGUGCUGUAUGAAAAUCCAAACUUCUCGGGCUGUAAGUUUGUUCUGACUCAAGGAAAGUAUCCAACGUGGAAGGGCCCCAAGAACUUUGGUUCCUGCAAGAUCUUCUUUUAUAAGAUCGAGCUCUACAAACAAGAGAAUUUUGCAGGUGAGCCGCAUGUGACCUCAGUGGACUGUCGUUCUUUGCCUGACCGUUUCAGUACAAGUGAGGUCCGCUCCUGUAAGGUGCUCAGAGGUGUUUGGAAGCUGUAUAAGGAAACAGACUAUGAGGGUGAACACUACCAACUGGAGGAGGGGGAGUAUCCAAACCAUCAGGAGUGGGGUGCCGACUGCCCCACUGUCCGGUCUCUCAAACUAGCACAAAAUUCUGACCAAUAAUAAAUCCAUCCUUCAAUUCUCCUAGUUCACUUUUGGGCAAACUCUUAAAUGUUUACAGUUAAAUGUUUCUAUAAAGGUUGAUUAUCAGUACUCGAUGAUGAAGGUUGUGUUAUGCUAUAAAGGGUUUGUUUUUGAUUGACCCUAACAUCAUAUAUUCAGUAUAUAUUUGGUGAAAAGUCCAUUAGAGAUUGAUUUACAGUUAUAUGGAGUAAUGUGUCUACAUUAUAAUCAUUAACCUUUUCUGGGAAUACAGGGAUUCAAUUAUAUUAAGUUUUGCUUUUCAAUGUAUCCAUAAACUGACACGUUUGUAAAAUUGUUGCAGCAUGUCGACAUUAAUACACUUGA